AUGCAACCGCAGCAGCAGCAACAGUAUCUGCUGCAGCAGCAGCAAUACCUGCAGCAGCAGCCGCAGCAGCAUGUGCAGCAGCAGCGCCUGCAGCAGCAGCAGCAGCAGCAGCAGCAGCAGCAACUCACAAGCGUUGCUCCCCUGGCUAGCUUACCUUAUGUGCGCCAGCCCCUUAAGCAGCAGCACCUGCAGCAGCAGCACCUACAGCAGCAGCAGCUGCUGCAGCAGCAGCAGCAGCAGCAACAGCUGCAGCAGCAGCAGCUGCAGCAGCAGCAAGGGACGCCGCAGCUAAUGUCCUUUACUCAUUUUAGGAGCUAA
Molecule: messenger RNA, 318 nt
Organism: Eimeria mitis
Lineage: Eukaryota; Apicomplexa; Conoidasida; Eucoccidiorida; Eimeriidae
Exons: 1
Coding region: 1-318 (105 amino acids)
Source: RefSeq, a predicted model, not a curated record